GUCAUUUUCUGUCAAUAAGAUGCACUCGGUGGUUUCCGAAGAGCACUUUCUUGUCGAUAAUUGACCGUGCGUAGGCGCCGGUAGAACUGCCAGUCUUUUAUCUAUGAAUCUUGGCUUGCAGGGCGCAAGUUGCACAAGGUGGAUGGUUCAUUUUCCAGUUCGUUUUCUUCCCUCUUUCUUGUAAUUUUAAAAUUACUGAAUUACUGUUUAGUAGACAAGACCUGCUUGUUAGGCUCAGACCUGAAACUGGAUCUGUGUUUUGCCACCACCAGAUUGCUCCCACCAUAGCACCAGCGCAUCAGUGGCUCUUUCAGUUUCGAUUUCCAUUAUCAACUACGGUCUCCUUCCAUCAAUCACAUCACAAGUUGCUGUGCACUGUUAUUGCACCUAGCAAGAGUCCUUAAGAUCGACCAAGUAUCACGGUUGCUGUUUACUAUUCUCUGGACAAUCAAGUCUCCUGCAUGAACAGGUAGUUUUUAUUCCAUAAAAGGUAUACUCCUCUUUUUGUCAAGACGAGACCAGUUCAGCUCCAUUAUUGAGACUUGCUAGAUAUCAGUCGUUAUCAGCACAGGCUGCUACUGCGGGUUUUACCACAGAACAACACUACAUUUUCACUGCCUUGUCAGCAAGCAAUGAACUUGGAACAACAAGCAUCUACUGCGCCUGUAGCAUCAGUUGCCGAACUCCCGCCCAUUGAAUACUUGAAUUUCAGCAGCAGCAUUAUGCCACCCACAGCAUCCGUGUCGGAUCGUCACAACAAUGUCGACGACAACAACCACGACCGUCGCAGAUCAAAUCCAUUUCGACAUAGUACAGGCACCAUGGAUACCUCCAUCGGCAGUAGCUACAACAACCAUAACACUAUGGAGAUGUCCAUCUCGGACCUCAAGCAGCGACGACGAUCCAAAUUUCUGGAAGAUUCCUCCAACAUGACGGCCACCACCGUCAACUCUUCCUACAAUAACCAAUCCAGCUCCCUUUUUGGCGGGUCCUUUUCACAUCAUCAACUUCAUCGAGCAUCCAAUAGUACCAUGGAUGAUGAUACGAGUGACUGUUCUUCUCUCAAGCAACGACCAAGGGCGUAUUCCUCUGUCUCAUUCACCGAUUCAUUGUUGGAUGAUUCGUCAGGGAUAUCCCUGGGCAGCAGUGGGAGGCGGACACGGGAGCUACGAAACCUCAAGGGUAUCCGACGACGACGAUCCGAUCCGGUCACACGUCGAUGGAGGGAACAAUGCUCCAAACUCUACAAGGAACAUGUCCUGGAUUCUUGUCCAGAGCAACAAAUACCCCCACUGACAACACCACAACAGGUUUUGGCAGCCAUCAAAAUACAAUCCUGGUUCCGAAGAAGAGGACAAUGUCAACGACAACGACUGUUGCAGGCAUAGUAAAAAGAAGGAAAAAGACAACAUACCAACAUAGCCAAUGGAUGGAUCGUUGGCUUGACUAAUAACACUACAACAGUGCUGACUAAUAACACCACAACAGUGCUAAAAUAUAGAGGAUUGUUCUAAUCU
Messenger RNA from Seminavis robusta, 1517 nucleotides. NCBI's taxonomy places the organism in Eukaryota, Bacillariophyta, Bacillariophyceae, Naviculales, Naviculaceae. The record is from the annotation of a GenBank genome assembly.